AUGGGCAAAGGCGGGCGAUUUGCGUGCAUUUUCCUACCUUACAUUCUCUCAAUCGGAACACUUGUAUGCCUUGCUCUAGUCGGUCUGGGAUGCUACAACACUAGCACUCUUACAGAUGUCUACUUUGCAAAGGUUGAUAUGAAAGAUCUCAAUACCUCCCCGUCUGGGCUAAAUAGUCGGCUACAACCUCUUGCACAUGGCCUCGAGCAGGCUAAAGCCAAAGGCGAGAUUCAUGACUUCUACAUCGUCGGUAUGUGGAACUAUUGUUAUGGUGACAACAAGAACGGAGCGGACCACGUCACCCAUUGUUCUCCUCGACAGUCGAAGUUCUGGUUCAACCCUGCCGAAGUCUGGGGCGUCGAUGAUACCAUCGAACAGCUCUACCCAUCGACCCUGCAGAAGGGCCUAAACACCUAUAAGAAGGUCGCCGGAUGGAUGUUCGUUGCAUACGCCGUUGCCAUCUCUGCCUCCGCCGUUCAGCUUCUGGUCGGAAUUUCAGCCAUCUUUAGCCGAUGGGGUAGCUUUUUCACCACCCUCGUUGCCGCAGUUGCUGCCGUAUUCACCAUUGGCUCUGCCGCCACCGCUUCCGUCCUCUACGGUAUCCUUGUCGGAGCUAUCAAAACGGGCCUUAAGCCAUUCGACAUCAAGGCCAGCGUCGGCACCCGCAUGCUCUCCAUCUACUGGUUAGGAGCCCUCUUCACGCUUGCUGGUGGAUUCUUCUGGCUCCUCAGCGUCUGCUGCUGCUCCGGCCGCUCUCCAUACGGCCACCGCGAUAACCGACGUGGCAUUACUGCCGAAAAGGCUCCUUACACCUACGAACGUGUUGCUAGUCCAUAUGGUGUGCACCCUGGGUCUUCCGUCCCCAUGCACAACAUGCCCUCUCACCACGCCCAAGACACUGCCUACGAGCCUUUCAGACAUGAUCAGCGCGCAUAA
Messenger RNA from Microsporum canis CBS 113480, 936 nucleotides. RefSeq lists its product as uncharacterized. NCBI's taxonomy places the organism in Eukaryota, Fungi, Ascomycota, Eurotiomycetes, Onygenales, Arthrodermataceae. The transcript is spliced from 3 exons. Gene Ontology annotation, cellular component: cell cortex of cell tip; plasma membrane. The record is from RefSeq and is a predicted model, not a curated record. Gene Ontology annotation, biological process: fungal-type cell wall organization. The coding region runs from base 1 to 936 and encodes 311 amino acids.